AUGGCGACAACACAAGACUGCGCUGGUGACAAACUUGUGCAAGAGAAGGAACGCCAUGUGAAAGCCAAUGCGCGGGACUACAACGACAAGUUCUCUUACGCUGACAAUCGCAUCAAGACCUCAAAGUACAACCUCUUCACCUUCCUGCCCAUCAACCUGUUCGAGCAGUUCCAGAGGGUGGCUAAUGCAUACUUCUUAGUGCUAUUGAUACUGCAGUUAAUUCCAGAAAUUUCCUCUCUGUCCUGGUUCACAACCAUCGUGCCUUUGGUGUUGGUGCUGGUAAUCACGGCAGUCAAGGACGCCACAGAUGACUAUUUCAGACAUAAGAGCGACCAGCAAGUCAACAACCGCCAGUCUCAGGUUCUGAUCAGGGGAAGUUUGCAGAAUGAGAGAUGGAUGAACGUUCGAGUUGGAGAUAUCAUCAAACUGGAGAAUAAUCAGUUUGUCGCUGCAGACAUCCUCCUUCUCUGUAGUAGUGAGCCCUAUGGACUGUGCUAUAUCGAGACUGCAGAGCUGGAUGGCGAGACGAAUCUGAAAGUUCGUCAGGCUUUGACCGUCACCUCAGAUUUGGGAGAUAUUGCAAAACUGAUUGACUUUGAUGGAGAAGUAAUUUGUGAACCACCGAACAACAAGCUGGAUAAAUUUACAGGAACUUUAUUCUGGAGAGACAAUAAGUACCCUCUGGAUAAUGGAAAAAUGCUACUGCGAGGUUGUGUACUCAGAAACACUGAGUGGUGCUUUGGAAUGGUUAUCUUUGCUGGUUUGCAAACCAAACUGAUGCAGAACUGUGGAAGGACUGCAUUUAAAAGAACAAGCAUUGACAAACUGAUGAACACUUUGGUUUUGUGGAUCUUUGCCUUCCUCGUUUGUAUGGGUGUUAUUCUGGCCAUUGGAAACACAGUUUGGGAGAGCUGGAUUGGCAGAAAUUUCCAGGUGUUUUUACCACGGGAUGAGUUUCAGAGCAGUGCUGUUUUCUCUGGCUUCCUCACCUUCUGGUCCUACAUCAUCAUCCUCAACACUGUUGUGCCCAUCUCACUUUAUGUCAGCGUGGAGGUUCUGCGGCUCGGUCACAGUUACUUCAUUAACUGGGACCGGAAGAUGUACUAUAGUCAGACGGACACUGCGGCGGAGGCUCGCACCACCACCCUGAACGAGGAGCUGGGCCAGGUGGAGUUCAUCUUCUCCGACAAAACGGGCACGCUCACCCAGAACAUCAUGGUCUUCAGCAAGUGCUCCAUUAACGGACAGACGUAUGGCGACGUCUAUAAUGAAUUUGACCAGAAGGUGGAAAUUACAGAAAAAACAGCCUGUGUGGACUUUUCCUUCAACCCUCUGUGUGACAGGCGGUUUAAGUUUUACGAUGGCAGCCUCCUUGAAGCCAUUAAACUGGAGGAUCCAGCAGUGCAGGAGUUCUUCAGACUGCUGGCUUUGUGUCACACCGUCAUGCCGGAGGAGAAGAGUGAGGGACAUCUGGUGUACCAGGCCCAGUCACCUGACGAGGGAGCCCUGGUUACGGCAGCACGAAACUUUGGGUUUGUCUUCCGGGCCCGAACUCCCGAGACCAUCACACUGUGCGAGAUGGGACGAGCUGUCACCUACCAGCUGCUGGCUAUACUGGACUUCAACAACGUGCGCAAGAGAAUGAGUGUCAUUGUGAGAAACCCACAGGGCCAGAUUAAACUCUACUCUAAAGGAGCUGACACGAUUAUCUUUGAUCGUCUGGAUCCAUCCAGUGAAGACCUCAUGCACACUACCUCAGAUCACCUCAGUGAAUUUGCUGGAGAAGGGCUUCGAACAUUAGCGUUGGCCUACAAAGAUCUCGAUGAAGAUGAUUUUGACGUUUGGAUGAAGAAGCUCCUGUUCGCCAGCACCGAAAUUGAGAACCGCGAGGAUCAGCAGUCCGUUCUGUACGAGGAGAUUGAGCAGGGCUUGAAGCUUCUAGGAGCCACAGCCAUCGAGGACAAACUUCAGGAAGGAGUCCCAGAAACGAUCGCCUGUCUGAGUCUGGCCGACAUCAAGAUCUGGGUCCUCACAGGAGACAAACUAGAGACGGCGAUGAACAUCGGCUACUCCUGCAACAUGCUGCGAGACGACAUGAACGAGGUGUUUGUUAUCUCUGGCCACUCGCUGGUGGAGGUGCAGCAGCAGCUCAGGAGCGCUAAGGAGCACAUCCUGGGCCUGAGUCGAGUAAGCAGUGCAGGAGAUGUUGAGAAGACAGAUGUGCUCUCUGUUGACUCUGUGUUUGAAGAAGCGAUUAUUGCAGAGUAUGCCUUGGUCAUCAAUGGACACAGUUUGGCUCACGCUCUGGAGCCACAGCUGGAGCACGUCUUGCUGGAUCUGGCCUGUUUGUGUAAAACGGUCAUCUGCUGCCGGGUCACUCCGAUGCAGAAGGCCCAGGUAGUGGAGCUGGUAAAGAGGCACAAGAGGGCCGUCACCCUGGCUAUUGGAGAUGGAGCCAAUGACGUCAGCAUGAUCAAGACUGCUCACAUCGGUGUCGGCAUCAGCGGUCAGGAGGGGAUGCAGGCUGUUCUGGCAUCAGAUUACUCCUUCGCUCAGUUUCGGUACCUGCAGCGCCUCUUGCUGGUGCACGGACGCUGGUCGUACUUCCGCAUGUGUAACUUCCUAUGCUACUUCUUCUACAAGAACUUUGCCUUCACGCUGGUACACUUCUGGUACGGCUUCUUCUGUGGUUUCUCAGCUCAGACUGUGUAUGACCAGUGGUUCAUUACCCUCUUCAAUAUAGUCUAUACGUCGUUACCAGUUCUGGCAAUGGGACUUUUUGAUCAGGAUGUCAAUGACCGGAACAGCCUUCGCUACCCGAGCCUGUACAAACUGGGCCAGCAAAACCUUCUCUUCAACAAGCGCCAGUUUUUCCUGUGCACACUGCAGGGGCUGGGCACCUCUUUCCUGCUUUUCUUUAUUCCCUAUGGAGCCUUCUCUGUCAUGGUGAGAGAGGACGGCUCCUACUUCUCCGACCAACAGGCAUUCGCUGUCACCAUAGCAACAUCUUUGGUCAUUGUUGUAAGCGUUCAGAUUGGACUUGACAAAUGCUACUGGACUGCUGUCAAUCACCUCUUCAUAUGGGGCAGCCUGUCAGUGUACUUUGCCGUAUUAUUUGCAAUGCAAAGUGACGGCAUAUUUGGCAUCUUUCCGAGUAAUUUCCCAUUCGUAGGCACGGCACGUAACUGUCUAUCAGAGACGAGUGUGUGGUUGGUCAUUCUGCUCACCACUGUGGUGUGUGUUGUCCCCGGCUUAGCAGUCAGCUUCCUGAGAGUAAACCUCUUCCCAGCUCUAACAGAUAAGGUUCGCCAUCUACAGCAGUCCAGAAAGAGGGAAGGACCUCAGGAGCAGAACCUGAGGCGAGUACGCAGGACGAGCUCCCGCCGCUCUGCCUACGCCUUCUCCCACCAACAGGGCUACGGAGAGCUGAUUACCUCAGGCAAAAACAUGAGAAUGAGCAAAGUGUCUUCUGCUCGCUCCCCUGGAAGAACGCCACACAGCUCCACCUGGAUAGAAAAUAUGCUGAAGAGAAAGAACGAAGUGUCUUGCGCUUCUGGUGAAAGUACAGAAGCACCAGAAAGCGGCAACAGAGCUAAACAAAAGACUCCAAAGCAGCAGCCGGCAGACUGACCUCGAGCCCUGGCUAACAGACACUGUACACACUGCAGGAUGCAUCAUGGAUCCCGCAGAUCAAGCACAACUUAUGAGUGUCCUUCAUUUGGAUGACUUUAUGCUCAAAUCCAACAACACAGGCAUACCUCAUUUUUUUAUUAGUGUUAAUCAUGUGGACAUGUGGAAUGUUAAAGGCCAAUCAAAAUGUGACUAUCUAGAAGAACCAUUUCCAAAAAUUUAAAAUUUUUAUCAUGCAAGAUAUUUGUUUAAGGUACAAACUCAGCUUGACAACAGCAGGUAUAUUUUUGGAUAUAUAAGCAAUAUUAUGCAUGAGUUGCUACAGUUAAAGAAAUAUUGGUCGUCUACCUGAUCUAAAUUGACCUUUAAGGCAGCAAUGUGUGAGAUAUGGCCAGAAUUUUACUUUAAAACUAAAAAAUGAACUAAUAUUAUCAACAGAAUGUAAAGAAGCAUAUCGGUAUAUUGUGUUGCAAAGAUAUCUACUGAUGUUAGCAUGCUAACCAGCUCACCCCUGCCCUGUCACAUAAUAUCAGUGUACCUCAAGAGGCGAUGGUCUUAUCGUAUAUCUCAGGCCUCGCACCGUUGUUUCAACUGGGAGAUGUACAAGCUCUCUUAACUCACAGAAUAUCAAGAAAAGAGAUUCUUACACCUAUUUUCCUUAUUGAACAGAAAACUACAACCAUACACUUUCUGAAUUCCAUUUUCUCUCUUUUCCUGAACUAGGACGAGCUUAAUUGCCAAGUUAACUCAUCGUAAAACACAUUCCAUUCAACAGAAACAAGAUAAAACUCAACAAAACUGGUGUGUUUUAUCUUGGUGUGUGUCUGGUUUGGUUCUUCGUGUUAGAUUUGAAAAUAUUUUGGCUCUAGAUGCUACUUUUCCACAAUGGUGAUGAAUGACUGAUCUGUUACCGCACCUCUUGAGGUACAAAGUGGCACUAUGAGGCAGGACGGGUAGGGGCUAGCUGGUUAGCAUGCUAACUCCAGUUGAUAUCUGUGCAACACAAUGCAUAGAUGUCCCGGACAUACCAUCACAUUGUCAUUUCCACUCAUUCCGUCAAUAAUUUUAGUUCAUUUUUGAAUGUUUUCAAACUAAAACUUAAACUAAAAUUCUUACAUAUUGCACCUUUAAAUAGUUGGUCAUCGAUUGAAUAUUGUUUUAAUGGAAUUUCAUAUUAAAGAAAGGUUGAGACAAUUCGGUUCUUUAAGGGGAACCUUUAGCUGUCUCAAACAAACUACUAUCUACAGUGCAUAUAUAUUGUAAAUGACAUAAACAAAAAUAAAGGUAGUGAGGAGUACAGGUACAAAAGGCAACAGUGAAAAAUAUUUAAAGCCAAUGCUCUGAAACUCUCCUCUCAACCUCCAUCCAAAGUGCUACAAUACAAGUGUUUCUCUUAAUACUGAUGUAAAGCUGCUGAAUAUAAGAUGAUAAGCACAACUUAAUUAUUGAUUUAAAUACAUUGCUGUUGAUAAAACUGGAAACCUCAAAUAUGGAACUUGUAAUGUUAUCAUUCUGAGAUCUGUUUUCCCUGUGCUGUGCCUUGUAUGGUUCCUUUCAAAGAUAAUGAAAAAACAUCGUUUUUAUCUGAUGUUCGACACCUCUUUGGCUUGAGUUAUUCCAAACAAUGAAUGCAUGACUUGAAUCUGAUAUCCUCCUGAUGCCCACUGCUUCAGACAGAAAUGAAUAAAACAUAAGCACAGUGGAAAUUAGCUUGAAAAACCUCAAGUAUAUAAACCAACAAACAAUUCCAUCCUCUCUUUAUCUAUUUAGAAAGGAUAUUAUUAAUAUUUAAUAGAUAUUUAACCACAGAGAGUGGAAGGGAAAACUGGCUGAGUGAGGUAUGAUGUGAUAAAGGUCCCUGAAGAGUUUUAAAUUUCAUCAGUACUGUACAGCACAGCAGCAUGUGCCUUAGACCACUGAGCCUCCACCAUCACUCCUCUCUAAUAAAGUGAAAAUUGAUCCUGUGCAGAAGCUCAAGCAGAAGCUCAGUGUGUGAUCUUAUAAUCACGACUUUGUACCCUGAUUUCCACGUGGCUCACACACAUUUAACAACACACAAACCCGACACACUGUUAACGGCCCGGAAGAAACAUGGAAGGCCUGAAAAUACUCAGCACACUUAAUUCUUCAUGAUUUUUUGCCCUUGUUAACUCCAUUAUGUUCAUGUUUAAAAAAGACGGAUGGAUGGAUUUUAUACAGCAGCACAAAUUAAAUGUGAUUGUCAUUUUAUUUGUCUUUUUUUCUUUUCUGAGGUAAAGAGUGAAUUAGCUAUACAAAAAUUAUUUUACUGCAAAACCCCUAACAUUCAUGAUUUUUUUGUAACAUGUAACACAAACAGCAUAAUCUCUUUGUAAGAAAUAACUCACCACUGCUUAUGAAUUUUUGGACCUUAUAUUCCAGAAUAAUCUGUAAAGAGUAAAGAAAUAAAAUGAAACAGCAAAGUAAGGUUUAUAUUUUGCAUUGUCAUUUGCAGGUGCCUUCUGUCUCAAGUGUAAGAGUAUAAAAAUGUCAUUUAUAUCCCCACUGAAGUCCUUUUUUACUUAAUUGAAAGCUGUGUAAAGAGACAUGACUAAUGCAUUUUACUCCUCGAGGAAAAUUGCAGC
Chelmon rostratus (copperband butterflyfish) is the source of this 6233-nucleotide messenger RNA. RefSeq names its product ATPase phospholipid transporting 8B4 (gene atp8b4). Bases 1 to 3630 code for a protein of 1209 amino acids. Lineage: Eukaryota; Metazoa; Chordata; Actinopteri; Chaetodontiformes; Chaetodontidae. The transcript has 27 exons. The record is from RefSeq and is a predicted model, not a curated record. Gene Ontology annotation, molecular function: ATPase-coupled intramembrane lipid carrier activity; ATP binding; magnesium ion binding. Gene Ontology annotation, cellular component: plasma membrane. Gene Ontology annotation, biological process: phospholipid translocation; Golgi organization.